AUGCUCGGCUUGCUUCCAUUCGACCAGCUUUUCGACAUCAUCUCUCGGUUGCGACGCAAUGACGUGUUGGAAUGCAUGUGUGUUUCGCGACAAUGGCACCAAACAGUUCCUGAUUAUGCAAGCGAAUGCUUCCGUCAAGUGAAACUCGAUACAAAAAGAGACGAUCUAGACUACAGCGGAUUACUGGAACGGGUCGGUUGCUAUGUCAACGUGGUUGUCUUCGAGAACUUCCCUGCUUGGAAAGGAAAAGCCUCCAAGGUUGCAUCGCUUCUCCCAAUCUUAUGCCCCAACAUCCACACACUACACCUUUAUCACAGCUUCAUUGAUAAACGUUUUGGGACGUAUUUGGGAAAGUAUCUGACACAAUUACCUCGGCUCAUCCAUUUGGCAAUCACGCGUCCUGCUGGUGCACCAUCCCCAUCAUCAAAAUUCAUUCGUGCUAUUCUCGCUUAUUCACCACGCUUGGUAUCGAUCAGCCUUACGCGGGAUGCGCGUCCUGGAGCAUUGCCACGUGAUCUAUCUUUGUUACAUGCUCGGCUAUCAUUCUCUAUCAACCUUCAGCAUUUGGAUAUGGCUGAUUUCUUCAUUCACAUUCAUUCUCUCGAGCCAGUGUUGAGGAAUUGCCCGAAUCUAAGAAGCUUGGUAGCGUAUAUGGGAGCCCAAGAUAUACAACAGGAAAUGGCAAUUUUGGAACGAUGGUGUCCAAGGAUACGGCAUCUUUAUUUUCCAUCAAGGCAUGCCAAGGAGCCCAUACACAUAACACCAGCCUACUAUGCCGAAGACGACAAUGACGAUGACGAUGACGGUGUAACAACAGCCUCCAAAGCUAUCUUGUUGCGAAAUUUAUGGAUUCAAUGUGAAAUGGCGCAGCACUUUUUGGACCAAAAACAAAUCAAGUAUCUACAUUUGGAUUACUAUUGUCUAGUUGGAUACAUUCCGGCACCACCUACUUCUGUUGAUACCCUUAUCAGAAAAUAG
This is a messenger RNA of Lichtheimia ornata, 978 nucleotides long. RefSeq lists its product as uncharacterized. The transcript has 2 exons. The record is from RefSeq and is a predicted model, not a curated record. NCBI's taxonomy places the organism in Eukaryota, Fungi, Mucoromycota, Mucoromycetes, Mucorales, Lichtheimiaceae. Bases 1 to 978 code for a protein of 325 amino acids. Gene Ontology annotation, molecular function: protein binding.